AUUGCGACACGGUCGGCCCUUCCACGCUUCGGGAGAUAGUUCCUGUCAAGUCCUACUUGUGCCCCGUCUGCGAGUUCGAGGGCUCGAGCUUGAACGAUUUGUGCGAUCACUUGUGCACUCACCUUCCAUUUCGCCCUCGCGAGUUUACCGUACCAGAGCAGAGGCGGGAUGGCAUCGCAGGGCGUCGUGGCGCUACCCUCUUGGUUCAGCUCCCCGUCGGCGGCGGCGUCAGGGACCAAGCACGGACGAGAAGACGGUGGAACAGGCGAGGACGGUCGCCGAGGGAAGAGCAGCCGCCAAGGCCAGGGCGGUGGAGGAAACAACAAGCUGGCCGUCGCCAGCGCCCGCCUCACGAUGACGCUCGCCAGGGACGUCGCCGACCUGAAGGGCGCGCUCUACCUUCGCCACGAGUUGCCGAACGGCACGAUCGGGCUGGCGGCCGCGUGCAAGCAGGCUGGAGUGAAUUACAACAAGGUGAGCGCCGAACUCAAAGACCAGCAGAAGAACGGCCACACGGUGGACUUCAAAGCCAGGGGACCUCCACACGUAUCCAUAGCGAUGGCGGCGAUCAUCUACGGCGCCAGCAAACAGUUCGAAGAAGGUGGCAACCCGCAGCACGUCAAACUCAGGGACGACACGAAGGCCUACUACGAGAAGGAGAUAUCCACCGCGGGAGUGACGGCAGCGAAGCUUGGCAGGUCGAUCCCGUACUUCAGGAGCCUGAUUCUCAAGCCUCAGAACGGCGAGACCGCCAAGGCGAUCAUCAGCAUGUGCUUCCACAGGGACCAGAAGCUCGGGCACGACCUAUCCCUGCUGCUCGGGGCGCUGGUGGAGUCGGAGGGGGGGAUCUUCUUGUCGGGAGCGGCCCCUCGGGGCCCCUUGGAGCGCGAGAUCGGCACGAUGGUCGGCUCCGAGAAGAAGGAGUAGGCAGCAAGCCCCCAGGAGACCCUCCCAGAGAAGCAGUAGCUAGCCAGCCCUCGUCGGGACCUUUUUCUGAAGCAGGUAUUUCGUCUUAUUCGAAUAGGACGAAACUAGGUAGUGACAGCGCAAUUCAGCAGCAGCAGCCAAGCCAGCAGCCCCCUGUCGGGGCUAUGCGCAUUUUUUAUAAAACAUUUUUUUUUAUAUAAAAAAACAAAAAAAUCCAGGGCCUCCAGGGCUCAGGAAGCUUUUUCGGGAAGCGAGCGAUUUCGGGAGUUAGUUGCUAGAGGUUCAAUUUCACCUGAGGUGCUGAAUACGCCCACUCAGCUCUGUACCUAUGCCGCUGCCUCCUCUCUUCCAGGCCCGCUGCCCCAGACCCCAAUUAUAUAUGCCCUUAGAGCUAAAGGUAAAGCGGGCUCCAAAGGCAAGGG
This is a messenger RNA of Prorocentrum cordatum, 1349 nucleotides long. The record is from the annotation of a GenBank genome assembly. NCBI's taxonomy places the organism in Eukaryota, Dinophyceae, Prorocentrales, Prorocentraceae.